AGAGCUAUCCUGACCAACUUCCAGGGGAAGGAGCGGUGAAGUUCUGGGAGGAAAAUUCAGACUUCGUAAACAGUCGAGAGGCUCACCAAACACGAAACUGACACAGGCCACAACCAGGCAGCCGCUAUGGACGAUUUAGACGCUUUGCUGGCAGACCUGGAAUCAACUACGUCCCACAUCUCAAAGCGACCGGUGUUCUUGCCUGACGAGACCCCCUACUCCAUCCCUACGGGAGGACAUUCCUACCAGGAUGUGUCAGUUCCACCUCCUGUCCCUCCUCCACCCUCAGCCGAGGCUCUGAAUGGUUCCCUGAUAGAUCAGCCGGACUCCCACCACUCCUCUCAGCUGUCAUUAGGUUCAGCGCAGAAGAGCUCAUGGUCCAGGGACAGUAGCAGCUCUCCGUUGUCUCACAUUGAGGAGGACCACGUCUACAGUUUUCCAAACAAACAGAAGUCAUCAGACUCGUCAACAGCAGCCAUGACCUCUGCCCUGGGCAGUAACCUCUCAGAGCUCGACAGGCUGCUGCUGGAACUUAAUGCAGUGCAACAGAGCUCCCCUUCAUUCCCCACGACAGAGGAGGCGGCCCCACCCUUACCCUCCUGCAGCAUCACCCACUAUGAGAAUGGCAGUGGCCCUGACAUCAUGGUGAGCCCUCCGCCUCAGGAGAAGCCCAAGAGGAACGGAACGCGGAUGGAUGAAACCCGACCCACUGUGGAGAGUCUGCUGGACGAGCUGGAGGGAUCAGUGCCUUCACCCAGCCCCACUGCUUGCCACAGCGAUUUGGACACCCCCUCGCAGCAGCAAGCCAGAAUUUCAGCUUCCUGUGCUACAAGAGAGCUCGAUGAGCUGAUGGCCUCUUUGUCUGACUUCAAGCCCAGUUCUUUGGGCUCUCUGCUGGACCCAGCAGGAGCCUCUUCCAGCUCUCCUCAUCCUCCGGUCUCUUCCUUCGUCACCCCGGUGGCUUCUCCUUCUCUUAAUCUGUCCCACCCGUCUGCCUGUGCGUCUCCCCUCUUCUCUUUGCCUGCUGGUCUAGAGCUGCACAUAGACGAGGACGGAGGAGACGGUGGCAUGACGAUGCCACAUCCAAACCGCUUCCCUCCCCACAGUCCUAUAUCCUCACUCUCUGCAGCCAGUGAUCUAGACCUGGACUCUGUCAUAGAUGUCUCUGCCACCAUGCUGUCAUCCCAAACCAAGUCUCUGCUGGUCCUCUCUCAGUCCGCGUCGUCUAACUCCAACCUAAUGAGAAAUAGCCCAAGUCCUUCCAAUGCCACCACCACUCCCUCACUUACUUCAGUUAAUACUGUCCUGGACCACAAGUCCUCCAAGUGCCCCAGUCCAUCUGUAGAACGGGUCUCACCCUCAAAUACUUUCGGUAAAUUCUCGUGUGCUCCAGAGACUAUGAGCAAGGGGUCGGCUUCUCUUCAUGACCUUGAUUUGAAUUUCUCUACUCCACCUCCAUCAAAAAACCUCACCCCUCCUCUCUCAGCGCCGAAGACUCCUUCACCCCUCCCUGUCGCUGCCUCUAUAUUUUCAUCUUCUGCACAUGCUUCCUCAAAAACAUCCUCACCGUCUCCAGUCUCUCCGUUGAGCGUCCCCUCUCCACCAGCAGGUGCUGGCCUGUUGGAGCCAGCACCUGCAGCUCAGAGAGCCAGCCCCUAUGCUGUGCAGCAGCCCCCCAUGGUGGAACCCUCCCUGGAUGAGGCACUGGACAAGCUGCUAGCAAUGAGUUUUGCACAGAAUCACUCGGCAACAUAUGUGGAGGAACCACAGCUGAAGACGGAGGCGCAUUGUCUGGGCAGGGGAAUGCAGGAGGUGCACGAGGAGCUCAUCUUGCCCAUGGACAGAAACAGUGUGCAGCCUGACACUUUCACCAGUGCCACCAACACCAUCACAGAUGACUCAGUGGACGGAGGCACUGAUGGAAACGGAGACCUGGACUGGGCUGACGAGGAGCUUUCCAUGUCCUUCCAUGAUGGACUGGACGGCACCAUGACGCCUUACACUGAGAGGCCGUACACAGAUGGCAGCAUGACCCCGUUGACAGAGGCCAGCUGGAUGGAUGAGUCCAUGACCCCGUCUUCAUGCCCUGGGACCCCUGAUGUAGCCCUGGACCUACCCAUGCUGCAGACUCCCAGUAUAGACAGAGUCUCUGCAUCCGGACACAUUAAAUCAGUGAUCAGGCGCACGAAGGAGACUCCCAACGUGCAUCCCAUGUACCGAGAUGGUCACCUGCGCAGGAAGAUGGGACCCAUCAUUGUAAACAAAAACAGUUCUCAGGACCGCCUCAUAGAAGAGCUUCAGGGAAAAUUCGGGAUCGGCCGCUCAGAGCGGAGACGUAAACAGUCUGAUGACUGGCUGACUGAGGGCGUCAUCGUCACGUCCAAACCUCAGCGUUUCCGUCCCGACGGGGCCGGCAGUGAGGUCGACAAGAUCAUUAUUCCCCCAGAGUCUCCUGUCCCUGUGAGGAAGGUGCUCCCUCCUCUCUCUCCCCCAGCACCUCGUCGCCCUCCUAUUGUAGAAGAACCUAAGCGGCCGCUCGCUGUACAGCAUCCCCUCGUUCCUAUACCGCCACCUCCUCCUCCACCUCCCUCUCCCCCUCCACAGCCCCAGCACAUCCACGAACCAGUUCCCGCUCCACCUCCUCAGAUUAUAAAAGUUUCACAUCCACCACCAGCCCCAGUUCAGGAACCUCCUGCCCCUAAACCUGAGCCCCCUCCUCCUGUUCUUAAAACCCCAACACGGCUUCCACCAGUGGAGCCAGUGACACCAGUUGCACCUAAAGUCCUGGUUUCUGUAGGCUGCCAAACAGAGUAUGACCCAAUCUUCCCUCCAAUGCAGAUAAUGGCCCAAGGUAAGGGUGGUGUUCCUGGGGGGCCCCCAACACAGGUCAACAAGCUGGACAAUAUGCUUGGUAGUCUGCAGUCUGACCUCAACAAACUGGGUGUGCAGACAGUAGCUAAAGGAGUUUGCGGUGCCUGCUGUAAGCCAAUCGUAGGACAGGUGGUGACUGCCAUGGGCCGCACAUGGCACCCUGAACACUUUGUGUGCACACACUGUCAAGAGGAGAUCGGCUCCAGGAACUUCUUUGAGCGUGAAGGACAGCCUUACUGUGAGAAAGAUUACCACAACCUGUUCUCCCCACGGUGCUACUACUGCAACGGGCCCAUACUGGAUAAAGUUGUGACGGCGCUGGAUAGGACCUGGCAUCCUGAACACUUCUUCUGUGCUCAGUGUGGAUCCUUCUUUGGACCAGAGGGUUUUCAUGAAAAGGAUGGAAAAGCCUACUGCAGGAAGGAUUACUUUGACAUGUUUGCGCCCAAAUGUGGAGGCUGUGCCAGAGCCAUUCUGGAAAAUUACAUCUCAGCACUGAACUGCCUUUGGCAUCCUGAGUGUUUUGUGUGCAGGGAGUGCUUCACCCCGUUUGUGAACGGAAGUUUCUUUGAGCACGACGGCCAGCCCUACUGUGAAGUGCACUACCACGAGCGCCGUGGCUCCCUCUGCUCCGGCUGUCAGAAGCCCAUCACAGGCCGCUGCAUCACGGCCAUGUCCAAGAAGUUCCACCCGGAGCACUUUGUCUGCGCCUUCUGCCUGAAACAACUCAACAAAGGCACCUUCAAAGAACAAAACGACAAACCCUACUGCCAUGGCUGCUUCGUCAAGCUGUUCAGUUAGGGAGAGCAUUUAGCAGCAGCACAUAUGGGUCAGGGCUCAGGCAGGCGUCUAAAUCAUCUUUAGCACAGGUAGGGCGAGAAUGGAUUGUGUUAGUAUCAAAGGAAGUUGUCUGUUUUCUAAUGAUGGCAUUGGAAGUGUGUAUGGAUCGGGGAUGUGCAUGUGGUUGAAGCAGCAUACUGUCUCUGCCAGACUAAAAUACUUUUAAAAUUUCCUUCAGAAAUGUGGAAAAUCGUCCUUUUUGUUUUGUUUUUUUUUAGACCGACAGCAGUUUAUUUUAGAAGCUUUUAUGGGUGUUGAGUUGGUCUAUAGGCCUCAGUGUGAUGCAGACAUGCUCAGUAUUUAAAGGACGUUGAAAAUUUUUCAGAACAUGAACCUGGGAUGUGUUGGACAUUUUCCACAGGCAAAGAGCUGUCAUUCUUUUUUUUUUUGUAAGUCUCACUUCAUUGUGCUUUCAAAUCUUUUUAGGUAUUUUUUUCUUUAUAGAAGGUGGUGAAAUCUUAUUGAACACUGUAAAAAUCCAUGAAAUACUCUGCGUGUUUGACAUUGUUGCUCACUGGUUGAGUGUCAUUUUAGAAACCAUGAAACAAUUUUACAAUUGAUGAGAGUAGAAAGCUUUUAGAUACUUGUUUUCUGUGAUAUACAGUUGGAUUGAACCGAUGGUUUAAAGAAAAAUGGGCCGAGUCGUCGUUCACAGUUCUUUUGUAUGUGUGAAAUUGAUUGUAGUGCCUGAGAAAACAUCCUGAUAUGAAGUGUUGAUACUAGAGUGAGUUUCUAGUUUCUGUUCUAAGCCAAUCAAGAAGUGAGAAUCGGUUUUACAGUUUCUGAUGUUGGAAUCUCAAGCACACACAUUUUUUUUUUAAGCCAAAGGCAAAACCAUGUAUGGAUGAAUAUUUUACAGUGAUUGUCAAUGAAGAAACUCAAUAUGUCGCCAUCCACCAGUAGCUGCGGUAUUCGCUCUCAAUUACAUGUUUGAGUAAACCUCACGUUUUUGUGCUGCCAAAUCAUUCCUUAUGUUUUCACUGAAGAAAAGAGAAAAUAGUUUCUUGCAGUUGUCUCACACAGUGAAGUGGAACCUCACAAAAUAUUGGGAGAAUAUCUCUUACACUACUCCAUUACUGUUUCCGAAUACAUUUUGAGAAGUGUAUUGUAAAUAUCCAGUGCAGCUAUGUUGUAAGCAAAGCGCCGGGAUGCUUAGCAUGUACAUGUGUUUAAUAACCACUCAUUCGAAGAGGGAGGGGGCUGGUGAGAAGGCAUAGCAAAGAUACUUUGAUAUUUUUGGUGUCAUUACUGUAUUGAGAAGCUGAUGAAUGUUCACUGUUUUCAAAGGGGUAGUACAUAAUGCAAGAAAAUAUGUAAAUGUGCCUGUGAUACUCCAGUAACUCUAUGCAACUGUGGAUUAGCAACUCUGCAUUUCAGCAUCUUUCUUACAUCAACAGUCCGUCUGUGCCAUAGUAUCAGUACCAUGUCUAAUAACACUGGCAACUUCUGAUAACAGGUCAAUAGUUCACAGUUAUAUUUUCAUGUCAUUAGUCUGUGAGUCCACUGAAAAAUGUAGACUGUAAAAAAAAAAAAACGAGAGCCUGCUGGUGUGUUAAAUUAAAUCGUAGGACUAUAA
Toxotes jaculatrix (banded archerfish) is the source of this 5287-nucleotide messenger RNA. RefSeq names its product paxillin-like. Gene Ontology annotation, biological process: transforming growth factor beta receptor signaling pathway; endothelial cell migration; substrate adhesion-dependent cell spreading. Lineage: Eukaryota; Metazoa; Chordata; Actinopteri; Toxotidae. The record is from RefSeq and is a predicted model, not a curated record. The coding region runs from base 127 to 3672 and encodes 1181 amino acids. The transcript has 14 exons.